This is a messenger RNA of Sus scrofa (pig), 1725 nucleotides long. It is a transcript of the gene CYB5A, whose product is annotated as cytochrome b5 type A. NCBI's taxonomy places the organism in Eukaryota, Metazoa, Chordata, Mammalia, Artiodactyla, Suidae. Gene Ontology annotation, cellular component: endoplasmic reticulum membrane; intracellular membrane-bounded organelle. The record is from RefSeq and is marked provisional. Gene Ontology annotation, molecular function: heme binding.
AGUUCGCCAGGACUCCCACUCUGUUCCGCUCAUCUCUGCCGCUGUCAGCAGGGCCUGAGGUUCGCCGCGUUACGAAAUGGCCGAACAGUCCGACAAAGCCGUGAAGUAUUACACCCUGGAAGAGAUCCAGAAGCACAACAACAGCAAGAGCACCUGGCUAAUCCUGCACCACAAAGUGUACGAUUUGACCAAAUUUUUGGAGGAGCAUCCUGGUGGGGAAGAAGUCUUAAGGGAACAAGCUGGAGGUGAUGCUACUGAAAAUUUUGAGGAUGUUGGACACUCCACAGAUGCUCGAGAGUUGUCCAAAACGUUCAUCAUUGGGGAGCUGCAUCCGGAUGACAGAUCAAAGAUUGCCAAGCCUUCGGAAACUCUUAUUACCACUGUUGAAUCUAAUUCCAGCUGGUGGACCAACUGGGUGAUCCCAGCCAUCUCAGCACUGGUUGUAUCCCUGAUGUAUCACUUCUACACAUCGGAAAACUAAAAACAUUCUCAGAAGCCAAUGGAAGAAAAGACUGCUCUGGUCCAGGGAGAAAGAAGCUACCAUUAACUGCCUUGAUUGACAGAAUACUUCACUGGAAAAUAAUUUCAGUAUACCUGUUUCCUUUUCCUCCUGCAUUAGUCAUAAAACAAAUCAAAAAGCACUGUUCUAUUCUUUCUACUCCUCAACUUUUAGAGUGUGCCUUUUUAUUCAUCAGCUUUGUUUUGAUGUUCCAUCACUACAUCAUUUGCUUAGUGUGGGCACAAUCUUUUAAAACCUAUCACAUUUGCCUGUCUCUUUGGUGUAUAAUUGUCUGUAACGUUUGAAAUCUGAUUAUUUGGCAGUCAUUUAAUAUGCUGAUCACUCAGACCUGCGUUGUCUGUCUCGUGCGAGGAGGAGCAUCCUUGAGUCUCUUACUCUGCUGUUUCAUCUAAUUGAAUAAUCAGGUACUACAUGUUUCCAAUGUAGUUUUUCCCCCCAAGGGAAAUAUGAAAAGCCCAGAAAUAAUAGCUUAAAGAUUUCUAAUAGUUGUUCUACUUGAAAAGUUGAAUAGAUGAUAAAAAGGAAAAAUGCCCUAUAGGACAGAGAAAAGAGACUCCAUCUCUUUGAUUAAAAAAACACUAGCAACAUCAACAAAAGCCUGUGAACCAUGAGAGAACAUUACCACUGUCCCUUCUCUCAGCUUAAAAGAUGUCAUUCCAAAGAGGUUCUCGGUUACAAAGGUUCUAAAGUUUUACAGAUUCCUCCUUCAGAGGUGAAAACUGUUUAUGUGCUCCUGUAAGGAAAUGCUGAUUCUCUUAAUUUGAAAGACAUUGGCACAUUUGGAAUCUGAUUUUUGAAGAAAUUUAGCUUCUGGUGAUGGGCCAUAAGGAACUCUGGUGUGGCUCCAGUGGACUGACUCAUCAUCUGUCUUCAUUUUUCUCAGCCUCAUGCUUUUUUUCUUUAAAUAUGGAAACUUGAGAGAUGAUUUUAUAGAGUUGAAGUACUUCAUAGUUAGCAAUGAUUGUCCAUUGGCGUGCUAGAUGAUUUAUGAGCCAUGGAGUUCUAGAGAAAUAACUAAAACACAUUGGAAAGGAAUUUUUCUAAAUAACAGAGCAUCAUAGAUUUUUAUAAUCAAUGACGUAUAUCACCCUCUGCCUGGAAGUUAGAGUGAAGUUGGAGGGCGGUGGAGCAGGUGGCUGUGUCGUGUGGGAAAAUGCCUGGCAGAGGAAUCCUUUGUUCAGAUUUUAAUAAACAUAUAUCUGAAA